ACCGGAAAUAAAUUCCAUUUAGAGCAACAACAACCAACUUCUGUUCGAACUUUGUGACACAACCCUGAAACAUGGCACCGACAGGAAAAAUAGCAUUUGGUAGUCCGGCACAAGUAUGUGCCAACAACCGUCUACGGUGGGACCUGACCCCAGACCAGAUCGAUCAGCUCUCUGAUGAGCUGAUUUCCAAGACCAAGAUGGUCUAUGAUUCGGUUGGGUCUUUGGAAUUGACCUCUGUGACCUAUGAGAACACACUGAAAGCCCUUGCUGAUGUAGAGGUGGAGUACACAGUCCAGAGAAAUAUGCUGGAUUUCCCUCAGCAUGUGUCCUCCUGCAAGGAAGUGCGCACAGCCAGCACUGAGGCUGACAAGAAGUUGUCGGAGUUUGAUGUAGAGAUGAGCAUGAGAGAGGAUGUCUACAAGAGGAUUGUAGCCCUGGAGGAGAACUCAGCCAUCUUAAAGGAACUGGUACAGCUGAGAGCCGAAAAAAGUUUCCUGCUUGGCUUCAGCAGCCAUGCUGACUUUGUCCUGGAGAUGAACAUGGCAAAGUCUGGCAACAAGGUGGACGCUUUCCUAGAGGAGCUGGCCCAUAAGCUGAAACCCCUUGGAGAGGAGGAGAGGGCAGUGAUCCUAAAACUAAAGGAAAAGGAGUGUCUGAAGAGAGGCCGGCCCUUUAAUGGGGAACUGUAUGCCUGGGACACACGCUAUUACAUGACCCAGGUGGAGGAAACCCAAUAUGCAGUGGACCAGAACCAAUUAAAGGAGUACUUCCCCAUGGAAGUGGUGACGCAGGGUUUGUUGGAAAUCUACCAGGAGUUGUUGGGCCUUUCUUUUCAACUUGUGGAAAGAGCCCCUGUGUGGCACCCAGACGUCUCACUCUACUGUGUUAAGGACAGUACAUCAGGCCAGGAGCUGGGCCAGUUCUACUUGGACCUUUUCCCACGAGAGGGUAAGUAUGGCCAUGCUGCCUGCUUUGGCCUGCAACCUGGCUGUCUGCUGCCCGAUGGUACCCGGCAAAUGUCUGUUGCAGCUAUGGUGGCCAACUUCAGCAAGCCUACAACCGACGCCACCUCAUUGCUGCAGCAUGACGAGGUGGAGACCUACUUCCAUGAGUUUGGCCAUGUCAUGCACCAGCUGUGCGCUCAGACGGACUAUGCCAUGUUCAGUGGGACCCAUGUAGAGCGUGACUUUGUGGAGGCACCUUCUCAGAUGCUGGAGAACUGGGUGUGGGAAAAGGAACCGCUACAACGCAUGUCCAAACACUACAAGACUGGCAAGCCCAUUCCCGAUGACCUGCUGGACAAACUCAUUAAGUCCCGGCUAGCCAACACUGGCCUGUUCAACCUGCGGCAGAUUGUACUGGCCAAGGUGGACCAGGCACUGCACACCAAGAAUGGUUUGGACCCAGCUGAGGAGUAUGCCAGACUGUGUCAGGAGAUCCUAGGAGUGCCCGCCUCUUCAGGGACCAACAUGCCUGCUACAUUUGGCCAUCUGGCUGGUGGGUAUGAUGCCCAGUACUAUGGCUACCUAUGGAGUGAGGUCUUCUCCAUGGAUAUGUUCUACGCUCGCUUCAAGCAGGAGGGCAUCAUGAACCCUAAGGUUGGUCUGGACUACAGAAACUGUAUUCUGAAGCCUGGUGGCUCUGAGGACGCUGCUGAAAUGCUCAAAAACUUCUUAGGUCGGGAACCAAAGCAGGAAGCGUUCCUUCUCAGCAAAGGACUGACAGUGGAUAUAGAGUCAGGCACUCCAUGUGCCUGUUGACCAGUCACAUCCAGCUCACUGUACUCAAUGCUGAUCAACCAUACACCCAGGAUUAACUUUUUAGAAACAAUUUAAAAAUAAAAUAAACACCUUAAUGUUUAUUCCUAUGCAGCUCCACAUUAUCCUUUUACUGUUUCCUUUUUCCACUUCGAAUGGAGUACUGUGUUUUGGGAGAUUUGUCAACUGAUUUGAAAUUGCAUUUGAUAAUGGUUGAAAAAACAACAUAAACUAUUAAUUGAGUCAA
Hypomesus transpacificus is the source of this 2004-nucleotide messenger RNA. RefSeq names its product thimet oligopeptidase 1 (gene thop1). The transcript is spliced from 11 exons. Gene Ontology annotation, cellular component: mitochondrial intermembrane space. Bases 72 to 1760 code for a protein of 562 amino acids. Gene Ontology annotation, biological process: peptide metabolic process; proteolysis. NCBI's taxonomy places the organism in Eukaryota, Metazoa, Chordata, Actinopteri, Osmeriformes, Osmeridae. The record is from RefSeq and is a predicted model, not a curated record. Gene Ontology annotation, molecular function: metalloendopeptidase activity.